Messenger RNA from Daldinia vernicosa, 1393 nucleotides. RefSeq names its product D-isomer specific 2-hydroxyacid dehydrogenase. The transcript has a single exon. The record is from RefSeq and is a predicted model, not a curated record. Gene Ontology annotation, molecular function: NAD binding; D-lactate dehydrogenase (NAD+) activity. NCBI's taxonomy places the organism in Eukaryota, Fungi, Ascomycota, Sordariomycetes, Xylariales, Hypoxylaceae. The coding region runs from base 123 to 1178 and encodes 351 amino acids.
GAACCACCUAAGCCAAUUCUUUCCAUCACCAUUAUCAUUUUCUUGAUAUCACACACUUAACAUCUCCUAUACAAACCCAUUGGGAUCAUCCUUAACCGAACUAGACACCUUAUUACCGCAACAUGCAGCUCGCCGUCUUCUCCGCUAAACCCUACGACAAGGAGUACCUUACGAGCACCCGAGCAGCGGAACUCGAUAAAGUCGCUAACAUCGAAGUCGUCUACCACGAAUUCGCCUUGUCUCUCGAAACAGUUUCUCUAGCGAAAGGUGCAAUCGCAGUAUGCGUCUUCGUGAACGAUAAUCUCAGCGCCGAUGUCCUUGAGUCGCUACAUGCGAACGGUGUCCGCGCCAUCUUAUUGCGUUGCGCCGGAUAUAACAACGUUGACCUACAAGCUGCCGAGCGUCUGGGUCUCUUCGUCGCCAACGUACGCUCAUAUUCCCCCGAGUCCGUCGCUGAAUUCGCCGUCGCCCAAAUCCAGACGCUAAAUCGAAAUACCCAUCGCGCCUACAAUCGUGUCCGCGAAGGAAACUUCAGCCUGCAGGGACUACUAGGGCGCACUCUGAACGGAAAGACAGUAGGUAUUAUUGGCACGGGUCGCAUUGGUGUGGCAUUCUCCCGAAUCAUGAACGGCUUCGGAUGCCGACUGCUAGCCUACGACGUCUUCGAGAAUGACGACUUCAAAAAGUACGGCACGUACACGGACCUCGAUACCUUGCUCUCCGAAAGCGACUUCAUUAGCCUUCACUGCCCAUUGAUGGAGAACACGCGGUAUCUUAUAAACGACGACACGCUGGGCAAGAUGAAGAAAGGAGCUAUGCUAGUAAACACUUCGAGAGGCGGGCUUAUCGACACCAAAGCUGUCAUUGCGGCCUUGAAGAGAAAGCACCUAGGUGCCCUGGCGCUAGACGUGUACGAGGGCGAAGGGGCGCUUUUCUACAACGAUCAUUCGAGCCAUAUUAUCGACGACGACGAGCUCAUGCGUCUGACCACCUUCCCUAAUGUGCUUAUUUGUGGCCACCAAGCUUUCUUUACGGAGGAAGCGCUGCGUGAAAUUGCCGACGGUACUAUCCGUAACUUGAGCGAUUUCUUGAACGGCAGGCCGUGCGAGAAUAGUCUCGUCCAAACCCAAGCUGUAUCGGAGCAUGUUGAUAGAGGCCCCGGACAGAUUCGGAUCUAGAAAUAUAAGGGUUCAUGCUGUAGGUAGGUUAUAGUGGGUACUUCAAGUAGGUAGAGGUACGAGAGAGAUCUAAAUACAAGCAUGGUAGCAUUGAAUAAAACUCAUGGAAGUCGGUGUCGUAUCAGAACCGCUGACAGCAUUAGAUAAAUAGCUAUGAAUGAAUCUAUAAUAGACGCAGUCACGAGCCAUCAGUAUCGAAAGCCUUGGACUCGAUG